Molecule: messenger RNA, 1673 nt
Organism: Homarus americanus (American lobster)
Lineage: Eukaryota; Metazoa; Arthropoda; Malacostraca; Decapoda; Nephropidae
Product: mitochondrial amidoxime reducing component 2-like
Exons: 6
Coding region: 225-1010 (261 amino acids)
Molecular function (GO): catalytic activity; pyridoxal phosphate binding; molybdenum ion binding
Source: RefSeq, a predicted model, not a curated record
CACAGCUACCGGUGAAGUGGGAGGAGGUGGGUGAGGUGUCUCAAGUUAACAUCUACCUUCUGAAGUCAGGUCGUGGUGUGCCUCUGAAGGAAGCCCAAACCACCACCUACGGCCUGGCUCACGACACACACCAAGACAGGUCAGUUCCAUAGGUCACUUAACCCCUUCUCGUGGUCACUCAAUCAGUCACUCAUUCACUCACUCACUGCAGGUCGUUCGUGGUGAUGGCAGCAGACGACCAAAGGUUCAUAUCGGGAAGGCAGGCCGGGAAGCUCCUGUUGGUGUCGUUGGUGGUGGAGGAUGACACCGUCACCCUCGAAGCCCCAGGGAUGGAGGAGGGGGUCAAGUUUAACCUCCAAGACGUUCAAAACAAUAACAAGGUUGUCGACUUUAGGAUGUGGAAGCAACCACUGAAGGGAGUGGACUGUGGGGACGAAGUGGGGGAGUGGCUCACCAAGGUGUUGUUCAACGGGGAGACGAAGGUUCGACUCCUGUUCAAAGGGAAUGUGAUGCAGAGGAGAACAAUUCCACCACUGGGCUACAACUUCCCCCAGUACCGAUCCACAGACAGAUUAUAUUAUGCCGACUGUACUGGGUACAUGCUGGCGACAGAGUCAUCACUGGAGGACCUCAACACUCGCCUCCCAUUUCCCAUCACUAUGAACAACUUCCGCCCCAAUAUCGUCGUCAAGGGCUCCCCAGCCUAUGAUGAGGAUGACUGGGCUUUCAUAAGGAUCGGCUCGGCGGUCUUCAGGACACUUAAACCCUGUAACAGGUGUGUCAUGACGACGGUGAACCCGCAGACUGGGGAGCGAUACCCUAACCAGGAGCCACUACGCACCCUCCGCUCGUAUCGCUUGUUGAGUAACCCGCCUGAGUUGGCUAAGUCCUGGUCAACCUCGCCAGUCUUCGGCCUUAGUUUGGUUAUUGACACAACUGGACCAAUAGCUGUAGGGGAUAAAGUCCUGGUGGCCAGACUGUCAACUAACCCACACCUGAAAAUCUUCUAGAGUACUCAACCAGUUCCCCUAGAGUACUCAACCAAUUCCCCUAGAGUACUUAACCAGCGGGUCUAGAAUACUUAACCAAGAGCUUCAAACUUAACAACCAAGAGAUUGUUUAAAAUUUUCUACUCUACGUGUAUUCAUAACAUAACAUAACCUAACCAAACAAACAAUUUCGGUGAUGAUUAUAAGUCGAUAUGUAUUCAUUAAAAUUUAACAUAAUAAGCUGUAGCCUCACAAUCCUAUUCAGAACGACAUUUUAGUACUUUAUUAUGUUUUAGAGACCUAGAAUGUUGAGAGUGGCUGUAAAACAUGGACUAGGUAUUACAGUAUUACAGUCAAGAGAAUAACAGUGACAAGGACGUGUAUUGAUAUAUUGGCGGCAUCACACGAAUUAUUUCCGGCAACAGAUUAGGGCUCAGGUGAUGGUGAUUCUUCCAUUUAUGGCGAUCAUGAUUUACACCGAUGAAAGUUGCCAGCACUAACUCUCCUGUGAUACCGCCUUCAAGGUUAGGGUGACCGUAAGAUCAACCAAACGAAGUAGCUGAGGACGUUUAUGUAACAGAUGUGUUGUGUUGAAGAACGUAUUGAAUAGAGAGGUACAGUCCCCUUCACUAGUGCGUUUACAGGGACUCGUCAUGUAAACAUUCCAUAAAUCAUUACCAUUGA